AUGCCGCCUCCCAGCCCAAGGAGGCUCGGCCCGGCCCGGCCCAAGGAGAGCUUGGAAGCCGGUAGGAGGUGGAGGCAGCAGCCCGCUCCGUCUGCAAAAGUUUCUGGUAGGCCUGGAGCGCGGGAAGAGACGAAAAGAGGAGGAGGAGAAAGGCGGGCUGACGGUGCCAUGGCGAUCGGCCGGCGACCUACCCAGAGCGAAUCCCCUUCCGUCGUCGAGGAAGGAAGGAUCCUGCGCGAUCCAGGACUGCGGAGGAGGAGAACUGGGGAGCAUGUAGGGUCAGCUAGCCGCAGGGAAGCCGUCGGAGGAGGCGGAGCAAGCCGGACAUAG
Molecule: messenger RNA, 330 nt
Organism: Podarcis lilfordi (Lilford's wall lizard)
Lineage: Eukaryota; Metazoa; Chordata; Lepidosauria; Squamata; Lacertidae
Source: the annotation of a GenBank genome assembly